UUGGCAGGAUUUUGUUGCUCAAGUUCUUGUUCUGAGGUAUGUCUCAAUAGGGCCCAAACUUAGUCUAUGCCCAAGGGCCCAAUCGAGGCCGAGGCAGAUGGACAGAUUGGCGAUGCGGUAGAGGAGGGCAUUGGCCGCCAGAAACCCAGUAGGUUUGCGUUGCUGGAGCAGUUGGGGCCGCGGAUGAAGUGCCAAGUGAAGUGUAUGCCUUUGUGGCGACACUUUUUGCCUGCGGUGUUGGUAUAUUCCAUUUGGUGCUAUGUGAUGACGAAGCUAGAUGCUUGGUCAGAGGCAGGCAUUUGCAAAUGUGCCAAGCCAUGGCUAUAAAAGAAGUGUUAAGUUAGGUUGUUUAGUGGACAAGCUUCCCCCAUCAGUUUGAUCAAACUUUUCUCUGCAAGACUAGUAAUACCUGCCUUUCAAAAACCUUCUGGCCCAGAUUUUCAGGUUCCAAAAAGACGAUAGAACACAUGAGAAAACAACACAAUUGCUUUGGCCCAUUUGCCUCCUGCAUGUGUUGUUCCUUCGCUCGCCCCUAUAACUAUAUAAUUGCACCAAGAAAGGUUCGUCCGGGGAGCCAUUCAAAUUUUCGGGGGAUUGGUUUCCAGAUGGGAAAACACGAGGAUUGACAUUGCAGACGCGUUGAGUCUGCGGAGGUGUUCUGCACUUCUCGGACCCAUUUGUUGAAAGGUCUCCAGUUACUACGUGCUGAGCCUGGCCAUGGUCUUUGGUAGUUUGAUCGCUGGCUCCACUCCUGUCGGUGGAGGUGUGGUGGCCUUCCCCCUGGUGGUGCUCUACCUGAAGCUGCCGGCGGAUCAAGGGCGAGAUUUGUCCCUGCUGGUCCAAGCAAUUGGCAUGUCUGCGGCCAGUUUUCUCCUUAUUUACGCCAAGAGGCAUCUAUGCCACUUUUGGAUCAUACUUUGGUUUCUCAUCAGCUCUCUUGCAGGUCUUAUGAUCGGCUUCGAGCUCAACAUCAGCAGUCGCACCGCCUCUUUGCUGUUCACCACCACGGUGAGUUGUUUCGCCAUCGCUUAUUUCUACUAUCUUUGGCGUCAGGGCGCCCUCACUGAGACUAGGGAAGCCAUCGAGCCCUGGGAACUGAGGACUUAUCACCCAUCCCUGCCAUGGCUUCUCACCACCUUGGCAUGCCUUUUUGGAGUGCUUGGGGGAGCUUUGACCGCCAAGAUCGGCUCCGGGGCUGAUAUUUUCACCUACAUUUUUGGCAUCGUGUGGAAUGCCCUGGUGCCCAAAGAGGCACAGAUCUCGGAGAAUAUGCUCACAGCCUCCUCAGUGGUCGUCAUGGCGGGUUGCAGCGUCUUUGGCGUAUUGCUACGGCUAAUGACUGGAGAGAUUGCUCAAGAGGUGAGGCUUUGCUGGGCCGCGUGUGUGCCAGUGGUGGUUUUGGGAGCCCCGUUGGGCUCCUUGCUUUUGACCCCACGACUGACUGAAAUUUUGAGGCGGCUUUUCUAUCUUUUUGUGCUGGUGCAGUUUGUCUCCAUGAGCAUCCUCCAGCUCAAAGAUGACUGGAUCGGCUGGAGUUUGGUCCUGGUGGCGCUGGUGGCAACAGCCCUGGCCAGCCACGUGGUCUUCCACUGCAAGUAAAUCACUAUAUAAUUUGAUCAGAGGGCGUGCUGUUGAUGCAAGCGAAUCAGGGGUGCGGUGUUGACAAAAAGGAACGUUUGCAUUGACCGGCAGCAUACCGGGCAAGCCAUUGACAGAAACGCCCUGAA
This is a messenger RNA of Durusdinium trenchii, 1727 nucleotides long. The record is from the annotation of a GenBank genome assembly. Lineage: Eukaryota; Dinophyceae; Suessiales; Symbiodiniaceae.